GUUGUUUCGCACCAGCAUCCUGACGUUCUAAUUAAUCUAAUUCAAUAUUAUUGUGCCCGGAAUCUUCAAGUUUCUUAUGUCAGACAUAUUCUCAUCUUCAUUAGAUAUUGAAUUUGUUAUUCAAGUUGUGGUAGUACGCAGUGAGGAUCCGUUUCGCGGACGAAUACACACAGGAAAUGGGAAACAUUAGUAAUUUACUUUAUCAUGUGUUAAUAAGAUUUGAGUUGCUGUCAAGAAAUCGGUACACAAAUUAGGGAUUAUGAAGUGAGGCUGAUGAAUAUGGAACUUGAUCAAGCGCAGUGUAGGCACCUACAUGUUGACUUAAGUUUCAACACCGGGAUAUAGUCCAUCAGUAAUAGGUGCGGCCAUGUUGACCUAUAGCAGAAAACUUUUGGAAUAAUUUUGGCCACAAUAAUUGUUCAGGUAACAUAAUGCCGAAAUGUGAUAGCUGUACGAAGUAUACUCCGGCCACAUUUGCCUGGAUAUUGCUCUUGGGCGCAACUACUCUCUUCUUCUAUUUUCCGUGCCAAAAGUAUUACCUGUUCCAAUUUCCAUGGGUUCCUGCAUACCAAGGAGUUAUUACGCUGUUUGUAAUUACCAAUUUCACUCUGGCAACCUUCAUGGAUCCAGGUGUCAUACCAAAAGCUUCCCCAGAAGAGGACAGGGAGGAUGACUUCAGAGCACCUCUAUACAAAAAUGUUGAAAUAAAUGGGAUUACUGUUCGCAUGAAGUGGUGUGUCACCUGUCAGUUUUAUCGUCCACCACGGUGCUCUCACUGUAGUGUGUGCAAUGUUUGUGUUGAGACCUUUGAUCAUCACUGCCCAUGGGUGAACAAUUGCAUUGGAAGAAGAAACUAUCGUUUCUUCUUUAUGUUUCUUAUAUCUCUCAGCAUGCAUAUGACAAGUAUAUUUGCUUUGUGUUUAAUAUACGUUUUGAAAAACAAGGAGAAGCUAACUGAAGUUCACACUGUUAUAUCCAUAGUUUUGAUGGGAAUUAUAAUUUUGCUUAUUAUUCCCAUAUAUGGGUUAACAGGCUUCCAUAUGGUGCUUGUAGCACGGGGUAGAACUACCAAUGAACAAGUUACAGGAAAAUUUAAAGGUGGCUACAACCCUUUUUCUCGUGGAUGUUAUCGUAACUGCUGCUAUAUUUUAUGUGGACCAUUAUAUCCCAGCCUGCUGAAGACAGACAAAUAUGCAGGGAAGCCGAGACAUUACCCCACUUCUACAUCAGCCAUUUCAACAAUUACAAAUGAGAACCAGGUAAAAACCUACAUGGAUAACAGCAAUGGGGUUAGAAAUGCCAGUUCCAAUGCUUAUAAUAAGUUGUCGCCAGGACGAGGUGAAGGUUCUGACACAGACAUGGAGCCCACAGCAUCACAGUCACAGGAUUGUGAACCUACACCACCUCUGCAAAGGCAUGGUUCAAAAAAUAACUUUUUCCUGCCUCCUGUUGACACUGGAGAAUCGCCAAGGAAACCAAGCCAUUUGCAGCAACAGGUUCAGCAGCAGCAGCAACAACAACAACAUAGAGGACCCUAUAGUCGUGGAAGUCCUCAUCCAAGACCGAGAGGGAUGGAGGUGUCCCAGUCAAGAAGUCAUACACCUGACCCAUUGUCACCAGAGCAGCAACCAUCACAAUCACCUGCUGUUAGACCACAGGGUCCUAGUCCUACAAUGCAGCAGCGAAUUAAAGCGAUUGGUGUACCCACUCCACUGGCAAUGUCAAGUCCAGUCCGCAGGUCCAACCCAGGCACUCCCACACAGCCACGACGACCAGAUUUUAUUGGAGUUGGGGGAAUGGGGACACCGUCAUCCACAUACUAUGAAUUUCAGCAACAGCCCUCACAAAUCAGUGCUGUCCAUACACAUCACAGCGUACAGCCUCAUCCAGCAUCUAGAGUUGCGCCGCCAACGUCAAGUUAUGGAAGUCCGCAGCGUCGAUUCCUGUCAGAAAGUGAGCUUGUUCGGCAAGGUGGAUCUGGUGGUGAUCUCGCAUAUGCACGCUCAAAUAACACAGCAGAUAACAUACGAGAAUUAGCUGGCUCUCCACAAAGGGGAGUUUAUACGUGGAAGGACACUUCUCCUGGUGCUUAUGGGUCCAAUGGAAAUGGAAUUGGAGCAUCAUCACAUCAUCAUCAGCCGUUGCCUUCUCAGCAUCAAAGGAGUGCUGGGUAUGAGUAUUAUCGCUCAAACCCAACAAGUCCUACGCAGCAGCAGCAGCAACAGCAGCAGCAACAGCAACAGCAGCAGCAGCAAAUGUAUAGUCAGCGUCCUCCAGCUUCCUAUUACCCCCCAGUGCGUGGUGGUGUCCCUGUGUACCCUCCUCCACAAUCUCCACAGAUUAAACGAAAGACAAUGGUAACCCCUACCACCCCAACAGCGGCAGUUUCUUCUUGUGAUGGACGACGACCCAGUCCGGGCUCAAGAAGACCCAUGUCAUUUGUGCGAGCGUUAGAGAUGUCCGAUUCAAUAGAGCUGACUUCAGCUUCCCCAGGUACUCCUCGUUCCGAGCAUAGGCUAGUAACUGUUAGUGGCCCAGUGAGUGGGACCUCAUCUUCAGUUCUUCAAGACACUCAUCGAAGUUCAACGCCAACUCCAGACCGUGCUAGUGUUUAUGAUAUGAAUUAUGAAAUUUCUGUAUAGGGAAGGCUUGGCCCAGGUGGUAUACAGGUGUGCGGUUAUCUUAGAAAUCGAACGUUACCACACAACAAACAAGCAACCUACAACUACUUACGAGGGGCCAGGACUUUCCCUUUGUCAAGAAGGGGUUAUAGAUUACCAUAUUGAAACAUCAUUUCAUUUUGAGGUACUAGCUUGUAUCCCUGACAACCAGUAAUCUUGUGAUGCCACUACCAAGUGAAAGAGGACAAAUUUCUAAUGAAAUGAAGAAAAUAAACAUUAAUUUUUUACAAAUUAAUGAUGAUUGCAUUAACGUGUAGUUACUGUAUUGUUAAAGACUUACAGACACAUUUUGUUUUUGUUAAGUGCCAUAAAUUAUAAAUAGUUGAUAUCGUCACACAACAUAACUGAUUGUUGCUACUGCAAUAUUGCAAGUUAUCCUGUUACUCCAUAAUUUAUAUAGAUCUUUACACUAUAUUCCCCAUGUCCCAAAAUUUGUCAUACUUAUAUAACUGAAAUAGCCUUAAAACUAUAUUUCUAUUAUUAUUAUUAUUAUUAUUUUCUUUUUUAAUUUGUGAUUUUGUAUUAUCUGUUAAUAUCAGUAUAUUGAAUCUGCAAGUUCACAGAAUAUAAACUUGUGUGCUGAAUUAAAAAAAAGAAAUAACUAUGUUUUGGAGAUGUUUGUGUUGUACUUAAUGUGUCUGAAGACCAAAUCUUAAUUAGCAAUGGCUGAUGAGCUCUCGAGUUACUGUGUCAUAGCACGUCUGUGCAUACUGUGUGUGCUCCUUCCUUCUUUUUUGUGUUACGAAGUACAUGAGAUGUGUGUUUUAUAAAAGAUUCCUUAUGUAAAUUUAUUUAUCCUUCAUAUAUUUUUCUUUAUAUCUGUGUAAUUGCCUUCAUUGGAGUCUUUAUAUUCAGGAAAUUAAAAGAUAGAGAAAUGAGCAGCUUCAUACAAUGCUUACAAACUUCA
Molecule: messenger RNA, 3588 nt
Organism: Schistocerca gregaria
Lineage: Eukaryota; Metazoa; Arthropoda; Insecta; Orthoptera; Acrididae
Gene: Zdhhc8
Product: palmitoyltransferase ZDHHC8
Exons: 9
Coding region: 432-2642 (736 amino acids)
Biological process (GO): protein palmitoylation
Molecular function (GO): palmitoyltransferase activity
Source: RefSeq, a predicted model, not a curated record